Acytostelium subglobosum LB1 is the source of this 840-nucleotide messenger RNA. RefSeq lists its product as hypothetical. Lineage: Eukaryota; Evosea; Eumycetozoa; Acytosteliales; Acytosteliaceae. Gene Ontology annotation, cellular component: cullin-RING ubiquitin ligase complex. Gene Ontology annotation, molecular function: ubiquitin protein ligase binding. The transcript is spliced from 4 exons. The annotation marks the transcript as partial. Gene Ontology annotation, biological process: ubiquitin-dependent protein catabolic process; protein ubiquitination. The record is from RefSeq and is a predicted model, not a curated record.
AUGAUUUGGAAGGACAGACUGUUCUUUAGACUCAAGGACAAGGUGAUGCGAUGUGUAGAGAUAUUGAUACAACAAAGUAGAGAUGGAGAGGAGAUCCAGCAUCAAAUAGUUACUCAGUUUAUGGAGAGUUUAAUCAAACUAGACACAAUCGACAAGGACAAGUUCCUGUACAGAUCAGAGUAUGAAGCAUCUUACUUGGAGAACACUCGACAGUUCUAUACUCGCGAGUCAUCGUCCUACAUCUCCACACAUGGCAUAUCAAGCUACAUGCAGAGGGCUGAGCAGAGGAUCGAGGAGGAGUACCAUCGCUCUCAAAAGUUCCUCAACUCCUCAUCGCACGAGAAGCUAAAGCGUCUACUCGACUCCAUUCUGAUAGAGAAGCACAAGGAUCUCUUACACGCAGAGUGUAUCAACUAUUUGAAGGAUGAGAAGCUUGACAAUAUCCAUCGACUUUAUAAGUUGCUCUCGAGGAUUGAAGGAGGACUAUCUCCUGUGCUCGAGACAGUCCAGAACUAUAUACAACAGACUGGCUUUGACGCAUUGAAGGCCAUCCCAGAUGCAAGCAUUACAGACCCCAAGAUAUAUGUGGAGACAUUGUUGGACAUCUAUCAGAGAUUCAGUUCUAUUAUCAAACAGUCAUUCAACAAUGAUGUGUCGUUCAUCACUGCACUGGAUGCUGCAUGUCUCAAGAUAUUCAACCAGAACCAUCUCACCAAGAACACGACCAAGUCACCAGAGUUGUUGGCCAAGUACUGUGACAUUCUCUUGAAGAAGGGAACCAAACAGUCUGAGGACGUAGAGCUCGAGGAGAAGUUGAACCAAAUUCCAACCAAACAACCA